AUGAAAGAACCUAUUCUAUGUCAUAUUACUUGUAUUACAAUCCCACGUGUAUUACCUUCAGACAUAUACGUUUCAUACAUUUUUAAUGGAGAAUCCGGAUCUUUGCCCAGUUAUUCAGCAGAUGAACCUGUUCUAACGACCGAAGAUCAGAUUGCUCUUGAGUGGGAUACCAAAGAACCUCUUAAUAUGUUCUUAUCGCUAAACGCAUUUAACAAAAACGGCUACAGAUAUCAAAUCGGAAACGGAGAAAUACAAAUUCCAAUAGAAGUUAUUCGUGCAGAGAAGAAACCAACAUUAUUAAUCGAAAUAGAUUCUAAAAUCGGUAAAUUUACAAUCACAAUUCAAUUCGAAAAAGGAAUUUACGAUGAUGAAGUAAAUGCAGCAGAUUCUCCUGCAGUUAAAGGCACUUUAGCACCAUUAGAGCAAUAUUCAGAGAUCAUUUCACAGCUCAAAACGCAAGCAGACAAAAUACAUCCUGCAAGCGACGUUUGA
This is a messenger RNA of Trichomonas vaginalis G3, 492 nucleotides long. RefSeq lists its product as uncharacterized. The record is from RefSeq and is a predicted model, not a curated record. The coding region runs from base 1 to 492 and encodes 163 amino acids. Lineage: Eukaryota; Parabasalia; Trichomonadida; Trichomonadidae. The transcript has a single exon.